Messenger RNA from Malania oleifera, 387 nucleotides. RefSeq lists its product as uncharacterized. Bases 1 to 387 code for a protein of 128 amino acids. The record is from RefSeq and is a predicted model, not a curated record. Lineage: Eukaryota; Viridiplantae; Streptophyta; Magnoliopsida; Santalales; Ximeniaceae. The transcript has a single exon.
AUGGGAGAUCAUGUUUUUCUAAAAGUGGCACUGUUGAAGGGAAUCAUGAGAUUCAGGAGGAAGGGUAAGCUGAGUUCUAUGUAUAUUGGAUCGUUAGAGAUUCUUGAACGGGUGGGUCGAGUUGCCUAUAGGUUGGCAUUGCCACCGGUCCUAUUUAGGAUUUAUGACGUAUUCCACGUUUCUAUGCUGAGGAAAUACGUCCCCGACCUAUCCCAUGUGAUUAGCUAUGAAGCAUUGGAGUUGGGUGAUACCUUAGCUUAUGAAGAGGUGCCCGUGGAGAUUUUAGACUGGAAGGAACGGGAGCUAUGCACAAAGAAGAUUCCACUGGUAAAAGUUUUAUGGCGCAAUCAUGCCAUUGAAGAGAAUUCCUGGGGAUUAGAGGAUUAG